UCGGACCGGGAGGAGAAUGACGUCACAGCCCUGCCCCCACCGGGGGAGCACAAGGCCGGACAGAACCCCUCCCCGGGCCCUCACGCCCCGCCUGGCUUGCUGAACUCCGGACGAAGCUGGGAGUCUCCCGGUGCGCAGGCGCGGCUUCCUGGUUUGCGGGUUUGGUUCAAUUCUUCCCUCUGUGCUGGCCCAGCUGGCACAGGACCCAAGCCCAGAACCAGAGACAUGGCCCCUGGCAGCCGGAGCCCCUCGUCCCAGGAGUUGGUGUCCUUCAAGGAUGUGAUGGUGGACUUCACUAAGGAGGAGUGGGGGCUCUUGGACCCUUCUCAGAAGGAGUUGUACAAGGAGGUCAUGCUGGAGAAUGUUCAAAACCUGCUGUCUCUGGAUAUGGAGCCCAAGUUUGAAUGGACUGAGAUGAGUAGAAAGCUGGGAAUUUUUAUGGAAGAAUGUGACCUACAAAGAUUCAUGAAGGAUGGUCCCUGUGCCUUAAUUUUGAGGGAAAUCCAUGCCUCUAACAUCCAAGGAGAUAAUUCAAAGAGUGACUGUGAGUUGGAUGAAAUCAGAAAGAGAUUCAGGCAAUCUUCUUUCCCAAGUCAUUGUAAGAAAAUGGACUCAGGGAAUAACUGUCUUCUGAAUAGUGAAUAUCAGAAAUGUUUUCCUGAACAGGUAGAGCUUUUUCAUUCCCAGGAGAAGCCUGCGGAAAUACAAAUGAAUCCAGGUAAUCAAUGGGAAAUGUCCUUCAGCAAGAGUUCAGACCUCAUUAGACAUCAGAAAAAUGAUAGUGGGGAAAUGUUUUGUGGAAGUAAUGAAGUUGGGAAGGCCUUGAAUCAGACCUCUAAGCUCAUUACUCAACAAAUUCACACAAGAAAGCAACCUGAUGAAUAUAAUGAAUGUGAAGCAAUCUCAUCCCAUCAUUCAUCUCUUCCUUACUGUUGUAGAGUUGACUCUGGAAUGAAAAGAUAUGCAUUUGGUGACUGUGGGAAGGCCUAUGGUUGGAACUCAGAUAUUGAUAGUUCUCAGAAGAUUCAUACAGAAAUGAUUUAUAAAUGUAAUGAAUGUGGAAAGACAUUCCCACAAAUAUCUAAAUUUCGUAAACAUCAGAGAAUCCACUCUGGAGCAAAACAUUAUAAAUGUAAUCAAUGUGGGAAGGCUUUUGCAUACAGGUAUAGUCUUGCUAAUCAUCAGAGAAUCCACACUGGAGAAAAACCUUUUAAAUGUAAUCAAUGUGGAAAGUCUUUUCGAUGGAGUUCCAGUCUUUUUUUCCAUCAGAGAAUCCACACUGGAGAAAAACCUUAUAAAUGUAAUCCUUGUGGAAAAUUUUUUCGAUAUAGUUCCAGUCUUGCUUUACAUCAGAGAAUCCACAGUGGAGAAAAUCUUUAUAAAUGUAAUCAAUGUGGAAAGUGUUUUCGAUGCACUUACAGUCUUGCUUUACAUCAGAAAGUCCACACUGGAGAAAAACCUCAUAAAUGUAAUCAAUGUGGAAAGUCUUUUCGAUGCAGUUCUAUUCUUGAUAAACAUCAGAGAAUCCACACUGAAGAGAAAGAAAAAUCUUUUGAAUGUCAUCAGUGUAGAAAAGUUUACAGGAGCAAGGCAAAACUUAUUGAGCAUGAGAGAAGCCACACUGGAGAGAAACCUUUUGAAUGUAAUCAAUGUGGAAAGACUUUCUUAUAUGAGAGAAGUCUUGCUAAACAUCAGAAAAUCCACACUGGAGAGAAACCUUAUAAAUGUAAUCAAUGUGCAAAAGCUUUCAUAAUGAGGUACCAGCUUGUUGAGCAUCAGAAAAGCCACACUGGAGAGAAACCUUUUGAAUGUAAUCAAUGUGGAAAGGCCUUUUGUUACCCUUCCAGGCUUGCUAGACAUCAGAGAAUCCACACUGGAGACAAACCUUAUAAAUGUAAUCAGUGUGGAAAAGCUUUCAUAAUGAGGUACCAGCUUGUUGAACAUCAGAGAAUCCACACUGGAGAGAAACCUUUUGAAUGUAAUCAAUGUGGGAAAGCUUACAAAGUAAGGUACCUCCUUGCUGAACACCAGAGAAGCCACACUGGAGAGAAACCUUUUGAAUGUAAUCAAUGUGGAAAGACUUUUUGUUACCCUUCCAGGCUUGCUCGACAUCAGAGAAUCCACACUGCAGAGAAACCUUUUGAAUGCAAUCAGUGUGGAAAGACUUUUAUAUACAGUUCCCUUCUUUCUAGUCAUCAGAGGAUCCACACUGGAGAGAAACCUUUUGAGUGCAAUCAGUGUGGAAAGACUUUUAUAUACAGUUCCCUUCUUUCUAGUCAUCAGAGAAUCCACACUGGAGAGAAACCAUUUGAAUGUAAUCAAUGUGGAAAGGCUUUUAGGCUUACUUCGAUUCUUACUAAACAUCGGAGAAUCCAUACUACAGAGAAACCUUUUGAAUGCAAUCAAUGUGGAAAAGCUUUUAAAUAUAGUUCUCUGCUUUCUCAACAUCAGAGAAUGCACACUGGAGAUAAGCCUUUUGAAUGUAAUCAAUGUGGGAAAGCUUUCAUAAUGAGGUACCUUCUUGUUGAACAUCAGAGAAGCCACACUACAGAGAAACCUUUUGAAUGUAAUCAGUGUGGGAAAGCUUACAAAGUGAAGUACCUUCUUGCUGAACAUCAGAAAACCCACACUGGAGAGAAACCUUUUGAAUGUAUUCAGUGUGGAAAGAGUUUCACAUACAAGAGAAUUCUUGCUAAACAUCAGACAAUCCAUACCAGAGAGAAACCUUUUGAAGGUAAUUAAUGUGGUAAAGAUUUCACGCACAAGGGAAAACUUGCUGAACAUCAGAAAAUACACCAUGGAGAAAAACCUUAUGUAAUCAAUCAGGAAAGACUUUUCGAUAGAGUUCCAGUCUUGCUAAACAAUUGAGAAUCUGAAGGAAUCCUAUCAAACUCCUUUUAUGACACAGACAUGGUACUGAUACCUAAACCAGAUAGGACAAAAACAAAGAAA
Messenger RNA from Sarcophilus harrisii (Tasmanian devil), 2952 nucleotides. Its product is annotated as zinc finger protein 665-like. Gene Ontology annotation, biological process: regulation of transcription by RNA polymerase II. Lineage: Eukaryota; Metazoa; Chordata; Mammalia; Dasyuromorphia; Dasyuridae. Gene Ontology annotation, molecular function: RNA polymerase II cis-regulatory region sequence-specific DNA binding; DNA-binding transcription factor activity, RNA polymerase II-specific. The record is from RefSeq and is a predicted model, not a curated record. Bases 226 to 2742 code for a protein of 838 amino acids. The transcript is spliced from 4 exons.